CGCAGACAGUAUGACGCGCUGGCUCCGGACCGGCGCGACCUUGUUGUUCGGAGCGGGCAUCGGAGCCUCAGUGAGCCGCCUGCUGAGCGUCAGAGGCCGGGCAGAGGAGGAGGAGACACCCGGUACUCUGUCGGGUCUGCUGAACAGAGUCCCGGUGGUCCCGGUCCCAAGAGUCCAGGCCUCCGAGCUGACGGUGAGUCCAGGUGGGUCAGGAGCAGUGAUGAAGUACGGCUUCCCCUCACUGGCCAAUAUCAAAACCAGAGAGUCCUACGUCACCUCGUACGACCCACGCACACGCACUGCAUCCUGGGUAAUAGAGAGGCUAAACCCUGCCUCCCUGAAUGGCCCAUCAGACAGGAAGUACUGCAACUUCAAAGAGGAUGACAGUGUGCACGUGUUUCACAGGUCAACCAAUGCAGACUUCAGGGGAAGUGGCUUCGACAGAGGUCACCUGGCAGCUGCAGCCAAUCACAAGUGGAGUCAGAAAGCAAUGGAAGACACCUUCUACUUGAGCAACGUGGCACCACAGAACCCUCACCUGAACCGGAACACUUGGAACCAUCUGGAGCAGCUGAGUCGCUCCCUCACCAAACGUUACCUCAACGUCUACGUCUGCACCGGCCCGCUCUACCUGCCCAGGCAGGAGGCUGAUGGGAAACUCUACGUCAGGUAUCAGGUUCUAGGACAGAACCACGUCGCCGUGCCAACACACUUCUUCAAGGUGCUGAUCCUGGAGCAGGUCGACGGCAGGGGGGUGGAGCUUCGCUCGUAUGUUUUACCCAACGAGCCAAUCGAUGAGAAGGUUCCUCUGGACCACUUCCUGGUUCCCAUAGAAACCAUUGAGAGAGCCUCAGGACUCCAGUUUGUCCCAAACAUCAUGAAGAGGACGAGCAGCCUGCAGGCCAUCACAGCAAGGUGAACUACCCACAAUGCACUGCACAUGGACUCAUCAUGAAGAGGACGAGCAGCCUGCAGGCCAUCACAGCAAGGUGAACUACCCACAAUGCACUGCACAUGGACUCAUCAUGAAGAGGACGAGCAGCCUGCAGGCCAUCACAGCAAGGUGAACUACCCACAAUGCACUGCACAUGGACUCAUGAAGAGGACCAGCAGCCUGUCACCUCCAGGUGAAUUACCCACAAUGCACUGCACAUGGACUCGUCAUGUGAUCACCUGUCUGUAUCAAUCUGAAUGUUUGUAGAGAAAUAUUUUAUGAUUAAAGAUUAUUAAUAAACAUGUUAAAUAUUUAAUAUCUAAAACUUACUCGGUCUUUAAUGUCUGUAAAUAUAUUAAUGCAAACAUCCA
Pseudoliparis swirei is the source of this 1305-nucleotide messenger RNA. RefSeq names its product endonuclease G (gene endog). The transcript is spliced from 6 exons. Gene Ontology annotation, biological process: apoptotic DNA fragmentation. Gene Ontology annotation, molecular function: single-stranded DNA endonuclease activity; RNA endonuclease activity; metal ion binding. Gene Ontology annotation, cellular component: mitochondrial inner membrane; nucleus. Bases 11 to 919 code for a protein of 302 amino acids. The record is from RefSeq and is a predicted model, not a curated record. NCBI's taxonomy places the organism in Eukaryota, Metazoa, Chordata, Actinopteri, Perciformes, Liparidae.